Molecule: messenger RNA, 1221 nt
Organism: Parastagonospora nodorum SN15
Lineage: Eukaryota; Fungi; Ascomycota; Dothideomycetes; Pleosporales; Phaeosphaeriaceae
Exons: 3
Coding region: 1-1221 (406 amino acids)
Biological process (GO): protein N-linked glycosylation; cell wall mannoprotein biosynthetic process
Cellular component (GO): mannan polymerase complex
Molecular function (GO): alpha-1,6-mannosyltransferase activity
Source: RefSeq, a predicted model, not a curated record
AUGUUGCUGGGAAAAGGGUACACAUGGAAGACGGCCAAGACACGGUUGCCGCCGUCACGGCAGCUUCUUCAUUCGCUGAGGAAUCCGCGAUUCCUGUUGGGAUUCGGCUUGUUCACGCUCUUCAUUGUGCUGUGGCGGUCGCUGAGCCCAAUGGCGGGAGAGGUACAGAGGUUCUCUUGCUUCGGUCCCUCGAAGCCUCCCAUGCGCAUGAGUGCGAACGAAGCCGAGGACUGGCAUGCCCAUAUGCAGACGCCUGUCAUUUUCAACCACCAUACGCCUGUCGAGAUCAACGAGACUGAGGUGCAAUAUGUGAACCUCAAUGGCAUCGACUCCACUAUAGACGCCGUACGCAACAAGGAGCGUAUGUUGAUCGUCACGCCCCUGAAGGAUGCCUCGAAGCACCUCGCAACCCACUUCGACCUCCUCGUGCAGCUUACCUACCCGCACGAACUCAUCGACCUGGCUUUCCUCGUCGGCGAUACAAGCGAUGAUACCCUAGCAAUUCUAGCAAUGGAGCUCGAGAGGAUCCAGACAAACCCGGACGUCGCAUUUCGAUCAACCAUGAUUGUACAAAAGGACUUUGGCGUCAACAUCAAGCAGGAGGUCAAGGACCGACACAAGUUUGAGAACCAAGGCCCGAGGAGGAAGGCCAUGGGUCGAGCGAGGAACUAUCUGCUCGCCACUGCACUAAAGCCCGAACACAGCUGGGUCUACUGGCGCGACGUCGACAUCGUUGACAGCCCCAAGUCCAUCAUCGAAGACUUCAUCGCACACGAUCGCGACGUGCUCGUUCCCAACGUCUGGUUCCACCGCUACGAGAAGCGACAUGGCGAAGUCUUUGACAUUGAAGGACGCUUCGAUUACAACUCCUGGCAAGAAUCCCCCCAAGGUCUCGCCCUCGCCGCCACACUCCCCAAAUCCGUCGUCCUCGCAGAAGGCUACAAGCAAUUCCCCACCAAUCGCAAAUACAUGGCCCUCACCGGCGAUCCGCGCGCCAACAAGGACGAGGAAAUGCCCCUCGAUGGCAUUGGCGGCGUCAACAUCAUCGUCAAGGCGGAUGUGCAUCGUAGCGGCAUCAACUUCCCCGCGUAUGCUUUUGAGAACCAGGCGGAGACGGAGGGGUUUGCGAAGAUGGCGAAGAGGGCGGGGUAUGGGGUUUAUGGAUUGCCGAAUUAUAUCGUCUGGCAUGUGGAUACCGAGGAGAAGCCGGGGAAUGUUUAG